AUGGGUGGGGAAAGCCUCAGAUGUGAUCUAAACCCAGAUGUCCAUAGAAUAAGAGGGGCAGAAGAAAAACCAAAUGAAUGCUUGGUGCCUGGAAAGGGAUUCAGUAGGAGCACAGUGCUUACUUCCCAUCAAAGGAUCUACAUCCAGGAAAAGAAACAUAAAUGCUCACUGUGUGGGAAAAGCUACCACCAGAGGUCAAAUCUAAUGAGGCACCAAAGAAGCCACACAGGGGAGAAACCAUACAAAUGCUUGCAGUGUAGAAAGAGAUUUGGCCAGAGCUCUAGCCUUAUUUCCCAUCAAAGAAUCCACACAGGGGAGAGGCCAUUUAAAUGUUUGCAAUGUGGAAAGAGAUUUGCAUGGAGCCAAAACCUCAUGUCUCAUCAAAGAAUCCACACAGGGGAGAAGCCAUUUAAAUGCAUGAUCAGUUUAAUUAUUAAUCAAAGGGUGCAUACAGGAGAGAAACCCUAUAGUUGUCCAGAGUGCGGGAAGGGCUUCAUGGCAAAGUUGAAUUUAAUGAACCAUCAAAGAAUGCACACGGGGGAGAAACCCUAUGUUUGCUCUGAAUGUGGAAAGAGCUUUAUGCUCAAGUCCAGCCUCAUUAACCAUAAAAUCCACACAGGAGAGAAACCCCAUUCUUGCUCAGAGUGUGGGAAGUGCUUCAUGAUGAAGUCAAGUCUAAUAAGCCAUCAAAGAAUCCACACAGGAGAGAAACCUUAUGUUUGCUCUGACUGUGGAAAGUGUUUCAGUUGGAAUGAAUGUCUUAUUUCCCAUCAAAGAAGACACAGAGGUGAGAAGCCCCAUGUUUGCUCUGAGUGUGGGAAGGGCUUCACGGUAAAGUCAAGCCUUAUUAACCAUCAGAGAAUCCACACAGGGGAGAAACCCUAUAUUUGCCUGGAGUGCGGAAAAAGUUUCAACCAGAACUCUCACCUGACAUGCCAUCAAAGAAUCCACAAAGGGGAAAAACCAUUUAAAUGUUUAGACUGUGGGAAAAGCUUUAUUCGUAACGACUGCCUUGCUUCCCAUCAAAAAAUACACACAGGGGAGAAGCCAUUUCACUGCUCUGAGUGUGGGAAAAGCUUCCACAAGAAAACAAAUCUAACUGCACACCAAAGAAUCCACACAGGGGAGAAACCGUACAAAUGCCUGGAGUGUGGGAAGAGCUUCAAUCAGAGCUCAGGCCUCAGGUCACAUCAAAGAAUACACACAGGGGAGAAGCCGCAUAAAUGCCUGAAGUGUGGAAAGACCUUCACUAGGAGAACAAGCCUAACUUCCCAUCAAAGAAGCCACACAGGGGAGAAACCAUAUAAAUGCCUGGAGUGUGGGAAAGCCUUCGGGAGGAAAGGUAAUCUAGCUUCCCACCAAAGAGUUCACACAGGGGAGAAACCAUAUAAAUGCCUGGAGUGUGGGAAAAGCUUUGCUGAGAGUGGAAGUUGUAAUUCCCACCAAAGAAUUCACACAGGGGAGAAACCAUAA
Messenger RNA from Eublepharis macularius, 1473 nucleotides. Its product is annotated as zinc finger protein 501-like. Gene Ontology annotation, molecular function: DNA-binding transcription repressor activity, RNA polymerase II-specific. Gene Ontology annotation, biological process: negative regulation of transcription by RNA polymerase II. Lineage: Eukaryota; Metazoa; Chordata; Lepidosauria; Squamata; Eublepharidae. The record is from RefSeq and is a predicted model, not a curated record.